Messenger RNA from Dama dama (fallow deer), 2663 nucleotides. It is a transcript of the gene MS4A15, whose product is annotated as membrane spanning 4-domains A15. Gene Ontology annotation, biological process: cell surface receptor signaling pathway. Gene Ontology annotation, cellular component: plasma membrane. The transcript has 6 exons. The record is from RefSeq and is a predicted model, not a curated record. Lineage: Eukaryota; Metazoa; Chordata; Mammalia; Artiodactyla; Cervidae. Bases 1412 to 2206 code for a protein of 264 amino acids.
AUAGCCGCCUCUGAGGACCCGAGUUUCAGGUCUGCGUCCUCCCUGAAGACGCGACUGAGCUCACAACCAAUGAGGUGGAAUCAGUUCCCACCUCCACCAGCACCCUGGCCUAGCAGAGCCCUGCUCUACCUUGCCAGAGUCUGAGGACAGGACAUUCUUUCUUUUUUUUUUUAACUUUCUAUUCUGUAUUGGGGUAUAGGUGAUUAAUUAGCAAUAUUGUGAUAGUUUCGGGUGCACGGCAAAGGGACUCAGCCAUACAUAUACAUGUAUCCAUCUCCCCCAAACUCCCUUCCCAUCCGAGCUGCCACACAAUGCUGAGCAGAGUUCUCUGUGCUAUAUAGUAGGUCCUUGUUGGUUAUCCAUUUUAAAUAUAGCCGUGUGCACCUGUCCAUCCCAAGGGAUAUGCCUUGUUAAUUCUUCUUCCUACUCCCAACCCCGAGCUUGGUGCUCAGUCAAUGCUGUCAUCAUCUGCUGGGCUGAAUUACAAGCUUCUCUUGCUCCUCCCACCAGACACGAGGCUCCUUGAGGGCAUGGACCCUGUGCCUGACUCCUAGUUGUGGCUAGACUCUGAAGGAUGGCUUUUCUCAAGGUUGUGUGUUAUUUUAGUUCACACCAAACCCUAUGAGAUUAUCUCUCAGUGUUCUUAUCCCCACUGAACAGAUAAGGAAACUGAGGCUGGGGCAGGUGGCCACCUUGCCCCCAGGUCUCCUGAUACCCAGAGGGGCCAGGAUUCAAGUCCCAGCUUCUAUCUGCAGAGUCGUGUGCUGAACCAAUUAACGUCAAUGAGAAAGAUGCCUGUUCUUCAUUUCAUUGUGUAAUCUGGCAGGUUCAUCCCUCUGCUGGUCCUCGUAAGCCCAUCUCCUGACAGUUGGGUGGUUUUCCCCAAAGCAUUUGCUUAGGCCACCUACGCAUAAAGUUUCCAUACUCCAUGCAUGGCUUGUCUACUAUAAUGGUGAUUGCUUGGGUGGCCAAGAGGAAGGCUCCCACGGGAGGAAAUCGCCCAGGGGGAUUAUUUAUUCAAGCUCAUUAGCCCUGGGCUAAGGGACAGGAAGUGGUGGGUGAGCUCCAGUCCCCUGUGAAGCUAUGCUCAGCUCUGGCUCAUACUAGCUGUGUGUCCUUGAGUAAGUCACUUGUCCUCUCUGGGCAAAGGAGGCAAUUUAAAUGCAUGUUCCUCCUAAAGGGCCUUUCCAUGUGAUAAUAACAGAGAUGGAGAAUGUGAUUUCUAGGGUCAGAAAGACUGGACUCAAGUCUUGGCCUUGCCUCACCUUGACCUCUGACGUCCCUUUACUUCCCUGAGGGAAGCUUCCCUUCUUCACUUGAGCAGAGAUUUUGGUGCCAGCCUCUGGGGACCGCAGUGAACAGGGGUAGGUAGGCAGGCAGGUUGUUGAUAAACUGACAGUCUCUUGUGCAGAUGCGUAACCAUCAUCACUGUCAUUAUUACUUCCGGAGCCUCUGUCUCCCAGGCUUUCUGAGCACGAUGUCCACGGCUCCCUCCAGCAACGGCGUGUUUGUCGUCAUCCCACCCAGCAACGCCAGCGGCCUCCGCCCGCCCCCAGCCAUCCUGCCCACCUCCCUGUGCCCGCCUCCAGGGAUCAUGCAGUACGAGGAGCCGCCGCUGGGGGUGCAGACACCACGGGUCACCCAGCCGCCAGACCUGCGGCCCGGGGAGACAUUCCUGACGGGAGAGCCCAAGGCUUUGGGGACCGUCCAGAUUCUCAUCGGCCUUAUCCACCUGGGCUUCGGCGGCGUCCUGCUCAUGGUCCGCCGCGGCCACUUGGGGAUGCUCUUCAUCGAAGGCGGCGUCCCCUUCUGGGGAGGAGCCUGCUUCAUCAUCUCGGGGUCCCUCUCAGUGGCAGCUGAGAAGAACCACACCAGUUGCCUGGUGAGGAGCAGUCUGGGGACCAACAUUCUCAGCGCCAUGGCGGCCUUUGCAGGGACGGCCAUUCUGCUCAUGGAUUUUGGUGUCACUAACUGGGAUGUAGGCAGGGGCUAUCUGGCCGUGCUUACCAUCUUCACCAUACUGGAGUUCUUCAUUGCGGUCAUUGCCACCCACUUCGGGUGCCAAGCCACUCGCGCCCAAGCCCUCGCGCCUGUGAUUUUCCUGCCGAACGCCUUCGGCACAGACUUCAGCAUCCCCAGCCCCGCAGCUUCUCCUCCCCCCGCCUACGAUAAUGUGGCGUAUAUACCCAAGGAGCCUUCAGAGUAGACGGUCGCUCUGGCGGUUGGAGCCCAGCCUCCCUCACUUUCCCCAGUCCCCCUUCCCGCCUCCCCACGUUCCUCCACCCGCCCCACCCCGCCAUCCCGGGCCCAGCCUCUCCCCAGCCUCGCCUUGGUUAUCUGGUGGCUGCCCACCGCCCCAGUCCUCUCAUGUUGUGGUACCGAGUGGAGUCCCUGGGGAUGUCUGUCCCACACAUUUCCCGCAGUGGUUUAUUUCCUAAAAGAGCUAGUUGAUGUCAAGAGUAUGUGCCCCUCUGCUCCCUGGGCGCCGCCCUUCAUCAGAAAAUGCCUCCCGAUGCCGCCCUGGAUUUCUGUCUACUUAUUUUGGAAACCCUGGCCUCACUGGGACACGGGUUCAGGGGCCGCCCUGGCCCUCAGGCCUUGGGACAGUCAUUAAGCUCUGAGAACCCAGAAUAGGGAGAACUGAGUCCAGCUGCCGAGGUCAC